AUGGCAAAAAAGGGUGUGAUACCCAACCCCCAUAUUAACCUUGAACCUUUAACUGAACACCUUAAACUCAUGUCACAUUCUACUCAAAUUGAACAAACUCUUUGUACUGAACAUUCUACACUCUCUGCUGAUCAAGAGAUUACAGCUCUUGAGCUACCAGAGGAAGACCCUUUGCUUUUGCAAUUAGCUAGGAACCUUGAAGAUGGCUGGAGGAGAAGCAACACAAUUCACAAAAUCCUCUCUCAAGAGGGUCACUGGAUUUCCAAUGCUGAGGGAAUAGCUAAUGAUGUUGUACAUUACUUUCAAAAUAUGUUUAGACAAAAUUCAUCCUCUCAACCAGCCAUUAAAGAUACACUGUUUGAUAAGGAAAGGGAAUUCACUAAAAGUCUAUCUCUCACUAAUAUUCCAGAUGAAAAGGAAAUUUGGGAAGCUCUAAACUCCAUUGACAGCACCAAGGUUGCUGGUCCUGAUGGUUUCACUGCUGAUUUCUACAAAAAGGCCUGGCCUAUUGUGAAGGGUGAGGUUAUUGCUACUGUCCAAAGUUUUUUCUGGGGGCUGACCUCCCUAAAUACUUUUCCUCUUCUACCAUUACUUUGGAAUCAGUCAGCAUUCAUCAGGGAUAGAAGUAUUGUUGAUAAUGUGCUUUUGGCCCAAGAAUUGGUACUGGACUUAGACAGAAUCACUAGAGGAGGCAACUUAAUUUUGAAAUUAGAUAUCAAAAAGGCUUAUGACACUAUCAGCGGGAAGUUCAUUGAACGGGUUCUUAUUGCUAGAGGUUUCUCCCCCUCCUUUGUCUCUCUAAUCAACAGAUGGCUGACCAAUAACUUCCAUUCUAUCUUCAUCAAUGGAUCCUCUCAUGGGUUUUUCAGUGCUUCUAGAGGUAUAAAACAAGGUGACCCCCUUUCCCCUACCAUUUUUAUCUUAGCUUUUGACUACUUAUCCAGAAGUUUGAAUGAGUUAGCAUCCAGGAAACCCCAUUCUCUUUAUAGCCAUAGAUCUUCCACCUUAAUUAAUCAUUUGGCCUUUGUUGAUGACAUCAUUAUCUUUUCAAAAGCUUCCAAAGCUGUUGUUAAAUUAUUCAUGCAGAAUCUAGAGUCCUUUCAGGAUGUUUCUGGUAUGAAAUUAAAUAAACAGAAGUGCAUCUCCAAUUUCAGUAAACAAUGCAAAAAUGACUUAAACACCUGGGUUACUGAUUUCAUUGGGUUCAAAAAUAGCUACUUUCCUAUGAAAUAUCUGGGGGCAUUUCUUAUCAAGGGAAGAGCUAAGAACAUUCAAUUUGAUCACAUAAUUGAUAAGGUUCAAAGCAAAUUGCAAGCAUGGGAGAAUUCCUUUUUAUCCAAUGGGGGUAAGAUCACACUCCUUAAAAGUGUUCUAUCUGCUAUUCCAUCCUAUCUACGGCAAAUGAACAUCUUGAAAAAGUCUUCUCAGAGAUUGUUAGAAGGGAUCUUCAAUAGAUUCCUUUGGGCUGGCCAAAGGAAGCAAAAACACUGGACAUCUUGGGCUAAGGUGUGUAAACCCCAUGAGGAGGGUGGGUUAGGCUUCAAGUUUUUCCCUCAAAUUAUGCACACUAAUUUCUGCAAACUCUGGUUCAAAUUUAGAUCUCAGUCCUCCCUUUGGGCUGAAUUCCUUUGGGGCAAAUAUUGCAAGCAUCAACAUCCCACCCAACUCUCUAUGGGUUUAGGGGAUUCCCCCAUUUGGAAAAGAAUGUUGCAGGUUAGGAAGGAUGCUGAACAAUUGUAUGUCUGGGAGAUUGGUGAGGGCUUGGUAAACAUCUGGUGGGAUAAUUGGUCUUUGGAUGUCUGCCUUCUUCAGGAUCUGAUUGCCCCAGCUUCUUCACUGCUUGUGAAGGACAUCUGGAAUCAUGAUAAGUGGAAUCUUACUCCAAUUCUUCCUUUCUGCAGCCCUUCUCAACUAUCCAAUAUUCAGAAACUGUUUGUAAAACCUGGAGUUAAAGACAGAAUAGCUAUAAAAAAGAACUCAUUCUCUUCUAAGCCUCCCCAACUGGUGGGUCUGAGGGGUCCUUCCAGAUGCACUUUCAGCCAGUCCCAAGAGGAAACUAUUACCCACCUUUUCUUUGCCUGCCCUUGGGUACAGGAAGUUUGGUCCUUUGUGAAUAGUAAACUCAAGACCCCAACAAUGUAUCUUACAUGGAAGUUUGAAGCUGUGUUGGAGAUGGGCCCUUAUCUCAAGCCACACAUUAUCAAAAUAUUGGAAAUUUUUUGGACUCUCCCAAAGCUUGGAUGGACCAAAGCCAACACAGAUGGUAGCUAUAAAUCUCAGUCUGCUGGUAUUGAUGGUGUAUUCAAAAAUCAUGAGGGGAGAUGUAUCUUGUUUUUUCAAUCUCCUGUUAAAGUUUUAGACUCCCAUGAAGCAGAAUGUCAAGCUGUAUUUUGGGCCAUCACUUUAGCCAGAUCUUGCCAUUUUGACCAGCUAUGA
Phalaenopsis equestris is the source of this 2436-nucleotide messenger RNA. RefSeq lists its product as uncharacterized. The coding region runs from base 1 to 2436 and encodes 811 amino acids. NCBI's taxonomy places the organism in Eukaryota, Viridiplantae, Streptophyta, Magnoliopsida, Asparagales, Orchidaceae. The transcript has 5 exons. Gene Ontology annotation, molecular function: nucleic acid binding; RNA-DNA hybrid ribonuclease activity. The record is from RefSeq and is a predicted model, not a curated record.